AUGUUCAGGCGUCCGAGACUGACAGAGGCCGAUGGACGGUCUUUGAGACUAAGCAAAAUUCUUCAGCCUACCGAUAUGAUCCCUUGGUCAAGUCUCGCAAUGUGGUACCUAGGGGUACCCAUUGGUCUUGGCGUGAGUGUCCCCAAUCGCGCCCCCACUCCCGAAGUUCUGGACGACCUGCCAAAUCCACAGCAGGUGUUGGAGGAAAUAAACGCUGGAUACAGGCGCUUGGAUCCCUCUUGCACCGUCUUCGAUUAUCCACUUGGUGAUCCAGGCGAAGAGGGCACGCAGUUGUUCCUCAUUCCGGACUCCUUCGCGCGGAUUUUCGAAGAGGAUAUGUCAGACCCUUCGACCAGAACUGUGGAUGCGACGUCAACAACGCGAUUCCAUAGUUACGGCAAUCUGCAUUAUCCACUUGAGCCGACACUCGUGGAAAGCUUCGUCAAGGCUACAAUCGAUGAAGAGACCGACCCUGGCUUUCCGGGCUAUUCAACCUGGGAGGCAUCGCUACAGGCAUGGAUAUCUAUGAUGGGAGGAUAUUUAGAAGUGAACAACGAUAUCCUCGAUAUGUGCACAGAUGAAAAAGCGGUGCAGUGGUAUAGUGAGAGGUUUGGUCGAAUUCGUGAGGCCAAAUUUGGUCCCCGCGAUCUACGCAUUACAAAACGUCUCGGCUCAGGUAAAGAGAUGCCAAUAGACAUGAGGGGUAAUCCUCUUUGA
Molecule: messenger RNA, 717 nt
Organism: Penicillium salamii
Lineage: Eukaryota; Fungi; Ascomycota; Eurotiomycetes; Eurotiales; Aspergillaceae
Source: the annotation of a GenBank genome assembly